UGUGAAUUCCAUACAGGUUCAGCCGACGCUGAGGGAGAGAAUCCGGCAAGAGCAGGCUUCAGAUGAGUUUAUUCGUACGAUUGAUGCCAAGGUUCGUGCCGGAGGCGUCGAGGGUUUUCACCGAGGCGCUGAUGGGGCCUUGGAGUUUCGUGGCAGGAUU
This is a messenger RNA of Striga hermonthica, 160 nucleotides long. The record is from the annotation of a GenBank genome assembly. NCBI's taxonomy places the organism in Eukaryota, Viridiplantae, Streptophyta, Magnoliopsida, Lamiales, Orobanchaceae.